AACAAGCAAAUUAAUUCAUAAACAACAAACUCAGCUAUCUUCCAGUCACCGAAGACUCAAAUUAGUCUCGGAUUUUAUUUUCUUCUUCUUUUCUUAAUUCUGUUUUUGGGUUCCAGAGUUUUCGGAAUUCCGACUUCUGGGUUCGACUUUCUGUGUUUUUUUUCUUUUUCAGCUCUCUCUCUUACUGUCGAGUGGUAAAGCGACACGAAUCAUUACUCGUUUCUCCUUUUCCUAAGGAAGCAUUGAAAUAGUAGUGUACAGAACAGCGUCGUUUUAGAAGCCGCAUUGUUUUGGUGGGUUUGAAUUUGUGAGGAAUUUGGGGGAAGAUGACUGUGGAAAGGAUUCUAUCUGCGAUGGCGUCCACUCAAGUGGGCGGGGAAUCGUUGGCCGAUUCAAUCAAGAUUGCGGUUUCACCAAUUGCUAAAGUCCUCACAGUAUGCUUCUUGGGAUUUCUUAUGGCAUCCAAGUAUGUCAACAUUUUGCCUGCCAAUGGGAGGAAGCUGUUAAAUGGGUUGGUGUUUUCACUUCUGCUUCCCUGUUUGAUAUUUUCUCAACUUGGACAAGCCAUCACUCUUGAGAAAAUGAAGGAGUGGUGGUUUAUACCCGCGAAUGUUGUUCUGGGUUCCAUAUCAGGUUCAAUAAUAGGUUUCAUUGUAGCCAGCCUUGUUCGGCCACCAUACCCCUUCUUUAAGUUUACAAUUGUGCAAAUUGGAAUUGGGAACAUCGGAAAUGUACCGCUUGUUUUAAUUGCAGCUUUAUGUAGAGACAAAAACAACCCUUUUGGUGACACAUGUAGCAUAGACGGAACUGCAUAUAUUUCAUUUGGACAGUGGGUUGGUGCAAUCAUCCUAUAUACAUAUGUAUUUCAAAUGUUGGAACCGCCUCCUGAAGGAUCCUUUGACUUGGACGAUGGAUAUCUUCCUAUAAAAUCCCAGUCAACUGAUGGUAGUCCCCCUGAGGAAGUUCCACUGCUUACACAUGAGGAGGCUGUACAGACUAAUUCAUAUGCAUCUGAAAAAAACAAGAUCAUAGAUUUCCUUAAUUUCUUAUAUGAUAAGUUGAAACUCAAACAAAUCCUUCAACCUCCCAUUAUAGCUUCUAUUCUAGCCAUGAUUCUUGGGGCAGUGCCAUUUUUGAAGAACUUAAUCUUUACAGAUGGUGCUCCAUUAUUUUUCUUCACUGAUAGCUGUAUAAUUCUCGGGGAGGCAAUGAUUCCGUGCAUUCUUCUGGCAUUAGGUGGCAACCUUGUAGAGGGACCAGGAAGUUCAAAACUUGGUGCACGAACAACCGUUGCUAUUGUCAUUGCACGGUUAGUUUUUGUGCCUCCUGCAGGAAUUGGCAUCGUAAUGUUGGCAGAUAAGCUUGGCUUCCUUCCCGCUGGAGAUAAGAUGUUCCGAUUUGUCUUACUCCUCCAACAUUCAAUGCCAACAUCUGUCCUGUCUGGUGCUGUGGCUAAUUUAAGAGGUUGUGGAAGGGAGUCAGCUGCAGUGUUGUUCUGGGUUCACAUUUUCGCCAUAUUCUCGAUGGCCGGAUGGAUUACUCUCUUCCUCAACAUUCUCUUAUAAAUUAAAAGGAUCUGCCAAACCUUGACCUCCUUUUGCUACUAGGCUAAUGUCAAAGUAAAAUUUAACUAACUGGAGAAAUUGAAAACAGAAAUUCAUUUUUUUCCAGUGGAAAGCCUAGUUUUCCUGAUUCUUGCCGAUGAAGUCGUCGACCGGAGGUGGGGGAAAGCGCGACAGGAGGGGAAAAUGUGGCAGCCAUGUCUACAGAGGGCCAUGAGAAAAUAGAGAAUUUUUUUUUUUUUUUGUUCCCAUUAUUUCUGAUUGAGUUCUCUAUAUCCCAUUAUUUAUGAUUGUCAUUUGUCAUUUAUUAAUUAAGUCCAUGUUUAAACGUUUAAAAAAAAUAAAUUCAUUUGAAUUGUCUA
Morus notabilis is the source of this 1924-nucleotide messenger RNA. RefSeq names its product protein PIN-LIKES 6. The record is from RefSeq and is a predicted model, not a curated record. Gene Ontology annotation, biological process: endoplasmic reticulum to cytosol auxin transport. Bases 327 to 1565 code for a protein of 412 amino acids. Gene Ontology annotation, cellular component: membrane. The transcript is spliced from 11 exons. NCBI's taxonomy places the organism in Eukaryota, Viridiplantae, Streptophyta, Magnoliopsida, Rosales, Moraceae.